CGUAAUGAAGACGUUAUGCAUUGUUAUUAGUUAUAAAAGCUGCGAUACGAUGUAUAGUUCUAUUUCUUUCAUGUUGCUUUUAAGAAGAGCCAUUUCGGUUUCUACAGUGCAAUAAAACUCGACGUGUAUACCUACCUACGAGUAUUAUUCUGUAAUUAGUACACACGUCAAGAAAACAUAUCAUCGAAGAUCUUAAUAAUUGAGCCUGCUGUCGGUUUAUACUGUUUGGAUUUUUAGUGUCCAGAGAAACGUCUACAAGGAAUUCGAUAAUUUCAUCUGACACACCGGUUAUUAUCAAACGCUACUCAGCCCUACGAAUCGAUUUUUGGUCAAUGAGAAGCCAGUAUGCCUUAUCUUAGAUAUGUACCCGCUUCAGAAGGAUUCAUACCAGACGACGCGCUAGUUGUAGGCCAUGAAUCGGAUAAUUCGAAAUUGUACGGUGCAAUAGCAGAACAUAAUGGAUGCAUUAUUCCUGGAAAAAUUUCAUCGCGAAGUAACGGAGCCAUAGUUGGAUGCGAUUUGCAAGAACACUUGAAGAAUGAUUAUGAAAUUUUAUGUAUCGAUUCGAAUCUUGUUCAAUGGAUCAGCGAUUCAAAUGGCAAAGUGCCAUCAAAUGCCAUUCCCGUGGGAAAGCAUUUGAAUGGAGAAACUCUAUAUAUGGGACGUGCUCACUACGAAGGCGCUUUAAUACCAGGAAAAAUUCAAAGUAGUUGGAGAUGCCUAUUUAGCACACAUAAUGGACAAGAAGUAGCAAUCUUCGAUUACGAAGUAUUGACAUUUAAAAAUCCAUCAUCAUCCACAUUCGAGGCAUUAACAACAGAGCCAACUAUCAGAAAUAGACCUGCACGCUGCUCUCCAUUGAACUGCUGCCAGUUAUCCUGUAAGCGUUUCAAGAUGAUCUCGAACAGAGUCUUGCGAAGUUCCAGUGUCCUUUUUUCCUGCUGCGUUUCUCGGGAUAUCCGUAAAAUAAUCAGAUUGGUACCUGCUUCGAAUGGAUUCAUGCCAGAUGAUGCGUUGGUUGUAGGUCAUGAGGCGGAUCAUUCGAAAUUAUUGUACGGUGUAAGAGCCGAACAUAAUGGAUGCAUUAUUCCUGGAAAAAUUUCACCGCAAAGUAACGCAGCUGUAGUUGGAAGAGAUUGGCAUGAACAUUUGAAGAAUGAUUACGAAGUUUUAUGCGCAGAUCCAAGCGAUGUUGAAUGGGUUAAAGGUUCUUAUGGCGAUGUACCAUCAAAUGCAAUUCCUGUAGGAAAGCAUUUGAAUGGGGAAACUUUCUACAUGGGACGUGCGCACUAUGAAGGUGCUUUAAUACCAGGAAAAAUUGAAAGAAGCUGGGCGUGUUUGUUCAUCACACAUAAUGGACGAGAAAUACGAAUCACUCAAUAUGAAACUUUGACUUUAAAAAAUCCAUCGUCACGCAAUAUUCGGGCACUAGCAACUACCACAUUAUUGUGACCAUCAAUAACAAACCUACAAACGUAUUGACCUUCAAAUAGAAGUAAACAAACAUAUUUUUUCAUUUAUAUGUAAUACUUACUUAAUAUCUCUAGAUGCAUUGUUAAACCUUUGAUAAUUGUUUUUCACUUUUUCAGAAGUAAAAAUUGAUACCAAA
Molecule: messenger RNA, 1609 nt
Organism: Planococcus citri (citrus mealybug)
Lineage: Eukaryota; Metazoa; Arthropoda; Insecta; Hemiptera; Pseudococcidae
Exons: 2
Coding region: 346-1452 (368 amino acids)
Source: RefSeq, a predicted model, not a curated record